Molecule: messenger RNA, 1560 nt
Organism: Parnassius apollo (apollo)
Lineage: Eukaryota; Metazoa; Arthropoda; Insecta; Lepidoptera; Papilionidae
Source: the annotation of a GenBank genome assembly
AUGGAUGGGACGGCAACCAAUAUGAGAUCAUUUACUCCAAAACCAAUGGUUGAAUUGCUGCCUGAAAUAAGUAGUAUUUUGUCCGAGGAUGCUAUACAAACACUCACAGCGAAGAAACAGCCUCGUAAUACCUGCACUUCUGAAAAAGUUAAUAAACCACUUACCAUCGCUGAAAUAAAUACUCAUUUAAAGGCAUUAAAAAGUCAAUCACCUAGAAGACAUCCUCGACCAAAUUACUCUGGUAUGAAAAAGAAUUGGAAUACAUCUGUGAAAGUAGACAAAACUUCCAGUCACACAGUAAAUGGACAUUUGAAGCAUAACUCUGUUAGGAAAAUGCUUAAGUAUUCACCAAAGCCCAAGGCCCCAACGAUUGCUAAAACAAGAGCUACUACUAUAAAUUAUGAGACUGCAAAAUUUCAUAAACCUGAAGAGAAAGUGAAGAAAACUCUUAAUCUUCCAGGAAAAAGUAGUGAUCGCAUAAGUGGCAUUUAUAAUAUAGCUGAGACCCCAGCAAUCAAAACCAAUCCAUCAUAUACAAAUAGAAUGACUAUUGCCAAUAAAGAGAACUAUUCAAGUCAAGCUAAUAUUAACACAAAAAUUCACACAACACCUAAGCUUAAACCACCACUCCUGAAAAAAACUUCAGCAGGUGAACCUGACACAUUGUCAAAUAUGUCUUGGAGAUCUAAUUGUGAUGCAAGUUUUCUGCAAACUGAAAAAGCACUUCAAGAUAUUGACGAUAAAACCAAGGCCUUAGAAGAAAAAACGGUAGAAAAUAUAGCGGAAGUAACACCUCCAGCAUCUACCCCUUUCAGAGAGUACAGGAAUGUUCAGGAGUUCUUUAACGACACUAAUAAUGAUUCAGAAAAUUCUGCUCUUUACAAUGAUAACACUUUUAUGUGUUUUGAUAAAAUAAAUGUCUGCAAGGAAAACAGUGCAAGAGACGAAUAUGUGAUUGCUUCUUUAUGUGAAUUGCUUUGUAAGGCAACAGUGAAUAAUUGUGAUAAAAAGAGUUCAGAACUUGACAAUUUACUAGAAGCUGAGAAACAAACUGAACACAGUAUUGAAACGAUUGGACAUGUUAUUAGAACAUUAACAAAGAUAAAAAAGUCCCAAAUGCAUUCACUGCAGUAUGUAAGGAAAUUAAUUCAUGAAAAGCGUAAAAUGGCAUCUGGAAACAAAAACGAAAUUACGUCUGAUGAAAUAUCUAAAGAGAUAAAGCAAGAAAUAACAGUACUGGAAAACAGUUCUUGCAGUAGUGAGCGUUGUUCGGUUAUCAAAUCAUGUACAAAAUCUCCCUCAUAUAAGAUACCAAAAAAGAAUUUGUAUUUACAUAAAAAAGAUUUUCAUAAAUCAAUGCCUAAUUGUUCUAAUAGUUUGCAUACACCACACAAAGAUACAAACAAUAAAGCUCUAAGUAUUUACAUGAAAAUGAAGGAACAGAUGAACUUUUUGAACACACCACAUAUGAAACAUAAUAAAUUGGAAGCACCAAACACGCCAGCUGUUACAUCACACAACCUACAAAUGCAGUUGGACAAACUAUAUAACCGUAGUUAG